Messenger RNA from Elephantulus edwardii (Cape elephant shrew), 537 nucleotides. Its product is annotated as heat shock protein HSP 90-beta-like. The transcript has 2 exons. Gene Ontology annotation, cellular component: plasma membrane; cytosol; protein-containing complex. Gene Ontology annotation, biological process: protein stabilization; cellular response to heat; protein folding. The record is from RefSeq and is a predicted model, not a curated record. Gene Ontology annotation, molecular function: disordered domain specific binding; ATP binding; ATP hydrolysis activity. Lineage: Eukaryota; Metazoa; Chordata; Mammalia; Macroscelidea; Macroscelididae. The coding region runs from base 1 to 537 and encodes 178 amino acids.
AUGCCUGAGGAAGUGCACCAUGGCGAGGAGGAGGUGGAGACCUUUGCCUUUCAGGCAGAGAUUGCCCAACUUAUGUCUCUUAUCAUCAAUACCUUCUAUUCCAACAAGGAAAUUUUCCUUAGAGAGUUGAUCUCUAAUGCUUCUGAUGCAUUGGACAAGAUUCGCUAUGAGAGCCUGACAGACCCUUCCAAGCUGAACAGUGGGAAAGAGCUGAAAAUUGACAUAAUCCCUAACCCCCAGGAACGUACUUUGACUCUUGUGGACACAGGCAUUGUCAUGACCAAGGCUGAUCUCAUAAAUAACUUGAGAACAAUUGCCAAGUCUGGUACCAAAGCCUUUACGGAGGCUCUGCAGGCUGGUGCAGACAUCUCCAUGAUUGGUCAGUUUGGUGUUGGCUUUUAUUCUGCCUAUCUGGUGGCAGAGAAAGUGGUAGUGAUCACAAAACACAAUGAUGGUGAGNNNNGUGCUGCUGUUCCUGAUGAGAUCCCCCCACUUGAGGGUGAUGAGGAUGCAUCUCACAUGGAAGAAGUCGAUUAA